Messenger RNA from Triplophysa rosa, 1086 nucleotides. RefSeq names its product phosphate cytidylyltransferase 1B, choline b (gene pcyt1bb). The coding region runs from base 4 to 1086 and encodes 360 amino acids. Gene Ontology annotation, molecular function: choline-phosphate cytidylyltransferase activity; phosphatidylcholine binding. Lineage: Eukaryota; Metazoa; Chordata; Actinopteri; Cypriniformes; Nemacheilidae. The record is from RefSeq and is a predicted model, not a curated record. Gene Ontology annotation, biological process: CDP-choline pathway. The transcript is spliced from 8 exons.
ACCAUGGUGAAUAAGAGACGAAACGGAUCCCGAGCUAAUGGCAAUGGUCGAGGAGGGGUUAAAUCACAACCACAACAGCAGUGCAAGCGAUCACCUAAGGCUCUGAGAGAACCAGCCAUCUUUGCUAAAAAAUCAGGCAGCGCCUCUGACACGCCACAUGACAAAGUGACUUUAGCUCAGGCUCGCCGAGGCACUCCGGCCCAUCGGCCUGCACGGGUUUAUGCUGACGGGAUCUUUGACCUCUUCCACUCUGGUCAUGCCCGGGCUCUGAUGCAGGCCAAGAAUUUGUUUCCAAACACACAACUGAUUGUUGGCGUAUGCAGUGAUGCUCUGACACAUCGGUAUAAAGGCUACACAGUGAUGACAGAAGAUGAGCGUUAUGAAGCACUCGUACACUGCCGAUAUGUGGACGAGGUGGUCCGAGAUGCUCCAUGGACACUCACUCCAGAAUUCCUUAAAAAACACAGGAUUGACUUUGUGGCACAUGAUGAUAUCCCAUACACCUCUGCUGGAUCAGAUGAUGUCUACAAACAUAUCAAAGAAGCAGGAAUGUUUGUGGCUACUCAAAGAACGGAGGGGAUCUCUACGUCGGACCUCAUCACACGCAUUGUACGAGACUAUGACGUCUACGUCAGACGUAACCUGCAGAGAGGUUACACAGCACGGGAACUGAACGUUGGCUUCAUCAAAGAGAAGAAGUAUCGUCUGCAGGAGCAGGUGGACAGAAUGAAGGAGACCGUGAGGACAGUGGAGGAAAAGUCCAAACAUUUAGUUCAUCGUGUUGAAGAGAAGAGCCAUGACCUUAUCCUAAAAUGGGAGGAGAAAUCUCGUGAGUUCAUUGGAAACUUUCUGGAGUUGUUCGGUCCAGACAAAGCCUGGCACAUGAUUCAGCAGAGAAGUGGGCGUGUUCUUCAAGCUCUGUCUCCGUAUGGGUCUCCACACACGUCACCCAGCACCAGCCCCACCAGAGGUCGCUCUACAUCACCCCCCUCUCACUGGCCUAUCCUUCGCUUCCGCUCACCUCCACCUAAAGGAGCCUCCAUCAGCAGCAGUGAGGGUGAUGAUGAGGAGAAAUAUGGACUCUGA